Messenger RNA from Myotis myotis, 1869 nucleotides. RefSeq names its product HORMA domain containing 1 (gene HORMAD1). The record is from RefSeq and is a predicted model, not a curated record. Bases 264 to 1451 code for a protein of 395 amino acids. The transcript is spliced from 14 exons. Lineage: Eukaryota; Metazoa; Chordata; Mammalia; Chiroptera; Vespertilionidae.
CAAAAAAAGGUCUUUGAAAGAGCUUUCUUAACCCAUUUAUGUCAGGCUUGCUAGUAAAACGGCUUAAAAUGAGGACCUUACAAGAAGGGCAAAAUGAAUGUUUUUGAAGAUUCCAUUUUAAGUAAAGGAAUCCUCUCGUUUAGUCACGUAUCAUUCUUCCUGCCUGGAUAGGUAGUAAACUAGAAAAGGGUAAAAAUAAGGCCUGACGUUAAAGCUGGUGUUUGUCUCACAAGGUUGAAUUAAAGACAAUACUUCCUCAGAAGAUGGCCACUGCCCAGCUGCAGGGAACACCCAUGAGUGCGUUGGUGUUUCCCAACGAGAUCAUGACCGAGCAGAGCUCUCUGAUGCUGGUGAAGAGGCUCCUAGCGAUUUCCGUGUCCUGCAUCACGUAUUUGAGAGGAAUAUUUCCAGAAUGUGCUUAUGGAUCAAGAUACCUAGAUGAUCUUUGUGUCAAAAUUCUGAGAGAAAAUAAAAGUUGUCCAGGAGCUACACAGUUAGUGUAUUGGAUGCGAGGAUGCUAUGAUGCUUUACAGAAAAAAUAUCUAAGGAUUGUUGUUCUAGCUGUAUACACCAACCCAGAAGACCCUCAGACAAUUUCAGAAUGUUACCAAUUUAAAUUCAAGUACACUGAGAAUGGACCAGUCAUGGACUUCAUAAGUCAAAAUCAAAGCACUGAAUCUAGUUUGUCAUCUGCUGACACCAAGAAAGCAAGUAUUCUCCUCAUUCGCAAGAUGUAUGUUCUAAUGCAAAAUCUGGAACCUUUACCUAAUGAUGUUUGCUUGACCAUGAAACUUUUUUACUAUGAUGAAGUUACACCCCCAGGUUACCAGCCUCCUGGUUUUAAGGAUGGUGAUUGUGAAGGAGUGAUAUUUGAAGGGGAGCCUAUGUACUUAAAUGUGGGAGAAGUCCCAACACCCUUUCACACCUUCAAAGUAAAGGUGACCACCGAGAAAGAACGAAUGGAAAAUAUUGAUUCAACUGUAUUAUUUCCAAACCAGUUAAAAACACCAUUUCAAAAAAUACUCAUGGACAAAGAUGAUCCAGAAGAUGAACAGGAGCAUAAUACAUCUGAUGAUUUUGACAUUGAAAUGAAAACAGAAGAGCAGAAAAAAAAUCCUGGAUCUUCUGAACUUGGAGAACCAAAUUUAGCUUGUGAGGAAGAUGAGAUUAUGACAUCUAAAGAAGUUCCAGAGCUUUCAGUUUCUCCUUCUCAGGUUGAGCAGUUAGUCAGUAAAACAUCUGAACUUGUUAUGUCUGAAAGCAAAACAAGAAGUGGAAGGAUUUUUCACAGUAAAAUAGCUAAUGAAAAUAAACCAGUAAAAUCUUCUAAAGCAAAUCGGAAGAGAAGUCAACUAGAAUCUGGAAAAACAGUUCUUCAUCACGUUGAUUCUGCUAGUCAAGAGUCAGUGACAAAAAGAAGAAAGUUUAGUGAACCAAAGGAACAUAUAUAAAAAUUAUUUUUCUUCUGCAUGAUUGCAAAGUUCAUCUCUACAUUUAAAGGAUACUAUAUUACUAUUUUAAGGUGUGUUUGCCCUACCUCUGGAAAUUUAUAUGUAGUCUUAAGCAGUUAGUACACUAAAAUGAAUUCUUAGCUAUCAUAUUGUGAUCCUUAAACUUAUCUAAGACAAAUCCAAUAGAACUUUUUAAUAAAACCAAAAGAACCAUUGUCAUAAUUGAUUCUGUUUAAUAGCUACUCAAUAUUGAUCUAUCUUCCAUUUUGGUGGACACUUUCUUUAAACAAACAUUAAUUUUUUAAGGUCCUCUAAAGCCAUUUUUGAAACAAAUAAUGUUUAUUUUGGUGUUAUAUUUUGGAAGGAAUUAACUUUUUACUUGUGUUAAAACUAUACCAUUUAACUGGUUUUGUUUGCA